GGAUGGUCGCAUAUCUUGCUACAGGUAUCACCAACCUAUCUUUAGCCACCUUCUGGAAAGACGGUUCAUUGAUACCAGCUAGAUCAGCACAGGAAUUUGUUUGAUGUGCUUAAGAGAUCGGUAACAAUACCUCCUAACGUGACUGCGUUGCGAGGUGACAGUGUUUCCUUGGAGACAGUGAAUCCAUAGAGCCCCAGCCAGGAUCCUUGCAGGUUACCUCUCUUCAGAGGAUGUUGAACUACCUCUCUAUGCAGGGGCAAAGAUGGGAAGAUAAGCUUUGACUGUAGACAAAUAGCCUUAUGCAAGAUGUGAGGAUUUUAUGCAACAGCAAGACAUGUCUGAAAGUUCCUCAGGUCUGACUACAAGCAAUCAAAGGUUCUGUAAAACCUAUUCGUCCUGGCGCUCCAUCCUAAAUGAUACACACACCGUUCCACCAGUUUUAUUACAAACCAGAGGAUUCAUCAGGCAGAACCGUGAUUCUGGGCUACUUUCCCCUCUUCCUUCUGAUUCCUUCAAGUAUCUCGGCUGGUGUGACAUAGAAGAACAUGAUGUUCGAGGAAAUCAACUUCAUUGUCCCCGAGUGAGAGAAGGGCCUUCAGAAGAAGAGCUAUUUCUCAGAGGAGAAGAACAUACUGUGAAAAAAAGAAAACAAGCAACUGACACAGAGAAGCGGCAAAAGAAACUGCAAGAGAACUGGGAAAACUGUGCUGAGCUGAACCUUUCAUUUCAGGACCUGGGUGAUCUUUACCAGGUGGAAAACUUCAAAAGGAUUCUCCGAAGAUUAAUUCGGGUGGAAAAACUUUGGUUGGUGGACAAUUCUUUGACAGACCUAAGUGCCAUAAGGUUGCCAAGAUGCAGAGAACUAAAUGUCAAUAAAAACCACUUUACAUCCUUCAAACAGCUGCCAAAGAUACCUCAGAUUCAACACUUAUCACUCGCUGAAAAUAACAUUAUGACACUAAGUGGAAUAUCAGACUUCAGACAUACUCCACUUGAAUCCCUUAUACUCAAGAGGAAUCCCUGUGAAUUUCAAGAAAGAUACAGACAACUUGUGUUCUCCAGUUUGCCAAAUCUGAAAAUGCUGGAUGGUAUCCCAAAACUGCCAGAGGACUGUUCACCCCCAGAUACCAGGUUUUUUUUCAAAAUGUGUACUAUACUCUAGCACUGUAUUUUUGUAGGAUCCCAGCUGUGCUAGAAUCACCUCACUUAAAAGAUACAAUAAAUCCUGUGCAUGGAAAUUACUAUUUUUUUCUGAUCAAAGCGAUAUUGAAGCAGAAAUUUUUUUUUAACACGUUUGUGAUACCACAGACUUCAAGUGAGUAUGGAUAAAUGACAUGUAAAUAAGACAUAAUGUAUAUACUGAGUGUCAUGAUUUUGGUGUAUUAAAAAUAUUGGGUGACUUUGUUGUCUAGGAACUCUGUGUAGAAAAAAACUCGCAAUUAUUGACUCCCAUUGCAUUUACUUAAAACACGCCCGAUUUCAGACCAUGUGUCCAUUGUGGGAAAUGGUACAAGGGUUAAAAUCCAGGCUGUGAAGAAAAGGAAAAAAAAAAAUAGCCUGAAUAAAAGAACAGGCUAUGCAGUUUCCUUCUUUAUCUCCCACCAGUGUCUUAGUGCGCUUUAAUGCACUUUGUAGAUGGGAAAGGUAGAGCCACCC
Molecule: messenger RNA, 1656 nt
Organism: Chroicocephalus ridibundus (black-headed gull)
Lineage: Eukaryota; Metazoa; Chordata; Aves; Charadriiformes; Laridae
Exons: 7
Coding region: 320-1162 (280 amino acids)
Source: RefSeq, a predicted model, not a curated record